UUUGUGAAGACCUUGACUGGGAAGACCACUACCCUGGCGGUGGAGCCAAGCGACACCAUUGAGAACGCCAAGGCCAAGAUCCAGGACAAGGAAGGCAUUCCUCCUGACCAGCAGAGGCUGAUCUUUGCUGGCAAGCAGCUGGAAGAUGGCAGCACGCUUUCCGACGAAGGCAUCCAGAAGGAGUCCACCCUCCACCUGGUCCUGCGUCUGCGUGGUGGGAUGCAGAUCUUUGUGAAGACCUUGACUGGGAAGACCAUCACCCUGGAGGUGGAGCCAAGCGACACCAUUGAGAACGUCAAGGCCAAGAUCCAGGACAAGGAAGGCAUUCCUCCUGACCAGCAGAGGCUGAUCUUUGCUGGCAAGCAGCUGGAAGAUGGCCGCACGCUUUCCGACUACAACAUCCAGAAGGAGUCCACCCUCCACCUGGUCCUGCGUUUGAGGGGUGGUUUUUAAACUUUCUGCUUGCUUACAAGUAAACUUCACUGCACUUUGUUUCAAUAAAGCUGUUGAACUCCAAA
Molecule: messenger RNA, 518 nt
Organism: Python bivittatus (Burmese python)
Lineage: Eukaryota; Metazoa; Chordata; Lepidosauria; Squamata; Pythonidae
Source: RefSeq, a predicted model, not a curated record